This is a messenger RNA of Orcinus orca (killer whale), 957 nucleotides long. RefSeq names its product mitochondrial ribosomal protein L24 (gene MRPL24). Gene Ontology annotation, molecular function: structural constituent of ribosome; RNA binding. Gene Ontology annotation, biological process: translation. The transcript has 6 exons. The record is from RefSeq and is a predicted model, not a curated record. Gene Ontology annotation, cellular component: mitochondrion; ribosome. Bases 213 to 863 code for a protein of 216 amino acids. Lineage: Eukaryota; Metazoa; Chordata; Mammalia; Artiodactyla; Delphinidae.
CCCAGCAUGCAGAGAGGCUAGAUUAUCGUUGCGCGUCCAUUGUACCAUUAGACUACUUUUCCCAGAAAGCCGGGGGACGCUGUGGGGCGGGGCUUAGGUCCCACGUGCAGAAGGGACUGGCGGAGGCUCCGGGGCUCAGCGGGAAGCGGAGAGCCGACUAGGAAGAUUUCUGGGUCUUUCACCGGCCAGGGGAUUUCUCACAGUCUCCAGCCAUGCGGCUCUCUGCUCUGCUGGCCUUGGCAUCCAAGGUCACUCUGCCUCCCAAUUACCGCUAUGGGAUGAGCCGCCCAGGCUCCUUGUCAGACAAGAAGAAGAACCCUCCAGGGACUAGGCGGCGCCGGGUGGCUGUGGAACCUAUCUCUGAUGAAGACUGGCAUCUGUUCUGUGGGGACAGGGUCGAGAUCCUAGAAGGCAAGGACGCUGGGAAGCAAGGCAAAGUGGUUCAAGUUAUCCGGCAGCGAAACUGGGUGGUCGUGGAGGGGCUGAAUACACAUUAUCGCUAUGUUGGCAAGACCGUGGAUUACCGGGGAACCAUGAUCCCCAGCGAAGCACCCUUGCUCCACAACCAGGUCAAACUUGUGGAUCCUGUGGACAGGAAACCCACUGAGGUGGAGUGGAGAUUCACUGAGGCAGGAGAGCGGGUACGAGUCUCCAGAAGAUCAGGAAGAAUUAUCCCUAAACCUGAAUUUCCCAGAGCUGAUGGCAUCGUCCCUGAAACAUGGAUUGGUGGCCCCAAAGACACAUCAGUGGAAGAUGCUCUAGAAAAAACCUAUGUGCCCAGUCUAAAGACACUGGAGGAGGAGGUGAUGGAGGCGAUGGGGAUCCAGGAGACUCGGAGACAUAAGAAAGUCUAUUGGUAUUGAGUCUGGGGAGAGCUGCUUCUCCCCUCCUUGCCUUAACCUUGAAGAUUGGGGCCACCUCUUCUUCAGACUCUAAUAAAGAGCCUUGGGUCCUGUG